GUUCACAACACGAAAUAAACCCUCUGGGUGUAACCACUAAUGAUGAAAUUGAUCUCCCUGAGACUUGUGAUGAGGUUGGAGAAAACAAGAUAGAAUUAGAUCUUCAAGGACCAUCUGUUGUUCGCACCAUUAAGGACAACUCAGAAGGUUUAGACUGGGAUGCAGUAAUGCAUAAGGCAGAAGAUGUUGAUCACAUACCAGCAGUGACAGGAGAGGAAAAAACUUUUAGAAAGCUUUUCAGUCACAUAAAAAAAGAUUUGCCUGAAGUCGAACACAUGUUUAGAAAUGUUGUCCCUCUGCUCAAUGCAACAAUUGGAAAAGAUGAACUCCGGGACUUAUGGGUGAUUGCUGUAGAUCAUUUGAUGGGUGUAGAUGCAAGUAAAUUGGUAUGGUGGGGUCUUACAGUGAUUGACCUUUAUAAUUUGGAACUUACAUACCUUGUAUUGAAGGAAUACAAAAAGAAGUUGGAUGAAUCGAAAAAGAUGAUAGGUGAACUUAGUCAGAAGAAUGUGCAACUAAGUACCAGAAAGAGGAAUAUAGAUAAAUCAACGGAAACUAGUGUUAUGGAGCCGAUGCUGAGCCCAAUACAAUUUGGUAUUUCUGAAAGAAGGCAUCAAGUUCUAACCCAUUCAGAAAAGAAGGACAGUAUUCAAUUAUCGGCUCCUCAUUAA
Entrophospora candida is the source of this 671-nucleotide messenger RNA. The record is from the annotation of a GenBank genome assembly. NCBI's taxonomy places the organism in Eukaryota, Fungi, Glomeromycota, Glomeromycetes, Entrophosporales, Entrophosporaceae.